Molecule: messenger RNA, 1343 nt
Organism: Cryptomeria japonica (Japanese cedar)
Lineage: Eukaryota; Viridiplantae; Streptophyta; Pinopsida; Cupressales; Cupressaceae
Product: (+)-neomenthol dehydrogenase
Exons: 5
Coding region: 232-1152 (306 amino acids)
Cellular component (GO): membrane
Source: RefSeq, a predicted model, not a curated record
CCAUACAAUAUUGGCCCAUAUUCCUCAUCCCAAUCUUAAAAUAUCACAAUAAAAUAAUUGCCCAAGAAUGCAAAUGAACAAUGUCAUUAAUACUUACUCGCCAGACUUUAGUACUAGUCUCUAUUAAUCCUGAUCUCGAUCAUCGACAAUCUUCACUUCUAUUUUAUCAAUACAUCUCACAGAUUUGUAUUCAGACAUACAAAGGAGAUAGUGGAUCGAUACAACAAGAACAUGGAUAGCAGAUGGUGGACAAAGGAGACUGUAGCAGUGGUGACAGGAAGCAAGAGAGGCAUUGGAUAUGCAAUUGUUCGCAGAUUGGCAGAGAAUGGUAUACGUGUAAUUUUAACGGAUCCAGAUCAAGAGGUGGGCACGGCUGCUGUCAAGACUCUCCAGGAUGCUGGGUUUGAUAAUGUUAUAUUUUAUCAGCUGGACGUGAAGGAUGAUACAGGCAUUCAUGUGUUUGAAAAAUGGAUGAAGGAACGUUAUGGAAAGCUUGAUAUUCUGGUUAAUAAUGCAGGAAUAAUGGGAAUUUCAAUAGAUUAUGACAUCUUAAAGGCCAACCAAGCAGAUCCAAGACAGAUAUUCUCUGGAAAAACAGUGGAAGGUAUUUCUGAGAGCUAUGAAAUGGCCAAGGAAUGCAUUGACAUUAACUAUUAUGGUACCAAACGAAUGGCCGAAGCGUUUCUUCCUCUUUUGAAGCGUGCUAGUGAUGCUGGAGGUCGAAUUGUGAAUGUUUCUUCUCGUGCUGGAGUCCUGGAGUUUCUCCAGAAUGAAGCUUUGAGGCAGCAGUUGAAUGACCUGGACAAUUUGAACGAAGUUAAAAUAGAUACAUUUCUUGAAAGUUUCCUGAAAGAUUUUCAAGAGGGAUUAUUGAAGAACAAUGGCUGGCCCGUUCAAUUUUCAGCUUACUAUGUAUCCAAGGCUGCAGUGAGUGCUUACACACGAGUACUUGCACGUCAAAAUCCUGACAUGUAUGUGAACUGUGUCCAUCCAGGAUACGUAAAGAGUGAAAUGAAUUUCAAUACAGGACACCUAUCAACUGAUGAAGGUGCCGAGGGACCUGCAAUGCUAGCCCUUCUUCCUCCUGGUUCACCUUCUGGGCAGUAUUACAACAGAAAGGAAAGAGCUAGCUUUUAUUUUUUAGAUAAAUGAGGUUAAACUUUUCAUUGUACAUAGAAGGCCAUCUCAGAUGUAGCAAUCUUAUAAGCUAACAAUUCAAAUUUUGUAUCUUUGUGGGUGCUACCAGGCUGCAAAACACUAAGCUAAACCCUGUCAUAUUUAAUCUAAUGAAGUAUGAUUUCUAAUAGAAAAAUGAACUUGAAUCGUUCAUGUGGGAUUGUAAA